Messenger RNA from Salvia splendens (bonfire salvia), 1101 nucleotides. RefSeq lists its product as uncharacterized. The transcript is spliced from 5 exons. Gene Ontology annotation, molecular function: serine-type endopeptidase activity. The record is from RefSeq and is a predicted model, not a curated record. Lineage: Eukaryota; Viridiplantae; Streptophyta; Magnoliopsida; Lamiales; Lamiaceae. The coding region runs from base 283 to 834 and encodes 183 amino acids.
GAAUGUCGUCAAUUGUACUUGUAUAAAUAAAAAUUGUGUGAUCAAGCUCAGAUACACGCAGCUAAAUUAUAACACAUCGAAAAUCAUCACUCUAUAAAUUGUUAAAUUAGAAAAUAGAGGCAUAGCAUAAGAGGGUUUAAGGAAAUUGCAGGCUACAACAAAAUUCAGCAUUAGCAAUGGUUGGGGUAUCAACAUGGCUCCGCUACAUUGGAACCAAAUUUGAUUAUUCUGUCUCCGUCGCGCGGAUGGGAUCAUGGUCAGUCCCUGAGAAUAUUAUAUUUGAUGCAGUCCUAUCUACAAGGUCAAAUUGCUGACAAGGAAAUACUUGAUACCAUAUGGAAGAACUUUUCCAAUGGAAGGUUGACAUUCUUGCAUUGGAAUAAAGGAGAAGAGAUGGACCCAGUAAUUGGGACUCAGGGUGGAACUCUUCUUGUUCGGAAACUUCCUGCUCCAAAUCCUGUGAGCGUGCAUGUUGGAGAUGUGGUAGUAAUGAAGGAUCCUGAAGACUCGGCCAAUUAUCUCAUAAGGAGGUUAGCUGCAGUCGAAGGAUAUGAAAUGGCAUCUAAAGAUGCGGAAGAUGAACCUUUUGUCCUUGAUAAAGAUCAAUGUUGGGUAUUAGCUGACAAUGAAAAAUUGAAACCAAAGGAAGCCUAUGAUAGUCGAAUUUUUGGUCCGGUUACCAUGUCGAACAUAGUUGGUCGGGCCAUUUAUUGUCUAAGGAAUGCUGUGGAUCAUGGACCUGUCAAGAAUAGUGAAUAUAGCACGACAACAGAUUCGCCUGUUCUAGAAGUGGAACUAGAUGUUGAUGAGAUGCUUAAGAACCAUAAAGCAUAGAAACCCUGCAGAAAAGUUGUGCUAUGCUCUUGUUUCGUUCAAGCUGUUGUGCGAUGCACACGAGUAUGGAGCAUGAAAGCAUCUUCAUUCAGUUGUGAAAGAAAUGCUGCUAAUCAAUAGACUGAUGGAAGUUGGUUUGCCAAAUACAUAUUGAGUAUUUGUUGCUAUGAGAUUAUUGUUUUGAUUUUGUAGCAGCUUUCAACUUUGGUUCCGUCAUUGCCACUGCUCUUCAUAUUUCAAUAAUUUGGAUUGCUUUUUGUCCAAUAA